This is a messenger RNA of Diospyros lotus (date-plum), 3492 nucleotides long. RefSeq names its product putative late blight resistance protein homolog R1B-16. Gene Ontology annotation, molecular function: ADP binding. Bases 168 to 2846 code for a protein of 892 amino acids. NCBI's taxonomy places the organism in Eukaryota, Viridiplantae, Streptophyta, Magnoliopsida, Ericales, Ebenaceae. Gene Ontology annotation, biological process: defense response to other organism. The record is from RefSeq and is a predicted model, not a curated record. The transcript is spliced from 2 exons.
UUUACUCUACAUAUUUGUGCUUUGUCGUCAAAAAUCCAACUGGUGUCUUCCUGUAUGAAUAACUUCGCCGUGUAAUGCCUUGUCACACGUAAUUCAGUAAUUGGCAACUGGGACACAGAGUUCCCCUUUCUAUCAUUCUUCACAGAAAACAUAAGAAAGAGGGAGAUAUGGCUGAAACUGGAAUCAAUUUUGUGAUGGAGACGCUGAAUGCGUUAAAAAGCAGCAGCAAUUAUCUGCCCAUAGAAGAUGAAGUUAAGGAUCUAAUUGCGACUCUUUACGAUAAGCUGGGACUGCUGAGAACCUUCUUUAAGGAACAGGAGAGGUUUUAUCAGAAUGAAAAGGUGAAAUCACUGGAAAUACGAAUUCGAGAAGUGGAAAAUGUGGUAAAAUGGAGGAUCGCCCCAUGCACUUCCGCACGGACAAGGGAAUGGGAAGGUACAGUGACGUGUAAUGGUGUCAUCGCUGCUGAUGAGGUUGUUUCCAAGCGCAAAGAACUCUCAUUAAACCUUGACCUUCUCAAACAAGAGAUCGAGGCCAUUGAAACAGAGUUGAAAAAUGUUAUUCUUGACCUGGGGGGCAUACAAAUUGUAAAUUUCUCUGCAUGGCCAAAAGAAAUAGUAGUGGGCUUUAAAGAUGAAGAAAUUUUCAUUAAAGAAAAACUUACUAGAGUUCCAAAGGAGCUACAGUUAAUUUUGAUUUAUGGGAUGGCUGGACAGGGUAAGACCACUCUAGCUAAAAAAGUAUAUAAUGAUCCGCUGGUUGUCUAUCAUUUCGAUCUCCAUGCAUGGAUAAAUGUUUCUCAAGAGUACCAAAAGAGGGAUUUGUUGCUUGGCCUUUUACGUUGUGUUAGUGACCGUUCAAAUGGAAUCAAUCAAAUGAGCGAAGAGGAAUUAGGUGAGCAGCUGUACAAACGCUUAAAAGGUAUGAAAUAUUUCAUUGUGAUGGAUGAUGUAUGGGACAGUGGGGCCUGGGCUGAUUUGAAAGACUAUUUUCCAAAUGACAGAAAUGGAAGUAGAAUUUUGUUCACCAGUCGGCUUGAAGCUGUGGCUUUUGCCCAACCUGUUACCCUUUCUCGUCCCCUACCACUUUUAACUCAUGAUGAAAGUUGGGAAUUGUUCCGACUAAAGGUAUUUCAUGGAGGAACCUGCCCUUUUGAACUAAUGGAAAUAGGGAUGCAAAUAGCCAAGAAGUGUGGGGGACUUCCACUGGCAAUCAUCAUGGUUGCUGGAAUUCUUGCAAAUGAAGAGAAGAGGAAAGAUCGGUGGGAAGAAGUAGAGAAAAUCAUGAGCCAAUCGAUGGUUGCUGAUCCAAAUUUAUGUAUGAAAAUCUUUAAACUGAGUUACAAACACUUGCCCCGUCACUUGAGACCCUGUUUUCUAUAUUUUGCAGCAUUUCCAGAGGACUUCCAAAUUCCUGUAAGGAAGUUGAUUUGGUUAUGGAUUGCUGAGGGAUUUAUUCAGAAGACGAGAGAGAAGAACUUGGAGGAUGUGGCGGAAGAGUACUUAAUGAAUUUAAUUUAUAGAAGCCUUAUAAUGGUUUCCACAAGGGGAUAUGAAGGUCGCCCCAAAACCUGCAGUAUCCACGAUUUGUUGCGUGGAUUUUGCCUCAAAAAAGCUGAGAAAGAGAAUUUUCUCCGACAAAUUUCAGGUGUACAACAAUUUUCCUCAUCUUCUUCAUGUCCGCGUCGUCUGUGCAUUGAUUCAUUAAAGCUCCAGACCGUUAGACUCCCCUCUGUCCUGGAUCCCCACUCAUUCCUGUGCAUUGGCUGUGGAUAUGCUGCUGGAUUUCCACCCCUUGCGUUUCCUUUUCAGAGACUCAAACUUCUUAGGGUGUUGGAUGUAAGCUUCAUUCAGCUGGACUCAUAUCCCAUGGAGAUAGAACAACUAGGUUUCUUGAGGUACUUAGCACUAUCCCUCCUCAUGGCUUGGCUUCCAGCAUCAAUUUGCAACCUCUGUAAUUUAGAGACACUGAUCAUUUUCGGAUAUACGUGGACAUCUCUUAGUUUGCCCAUAGAAAAAAUGGAAAAGCUGAGGCACGUUCUUCUUAAUGGACCAAUGACAGAUCAAGGUAUGGAAUUCGUUACGGACUCGGUGAUAGAUCAAGGUGUGGAAACUCUUCAGGAGGGAACUGUCCAUACUCCCUUACGGACAUUCCGAGAAUCAUCGCUUCCCUUAAUGGAUAGCCUACAGACUCUCUUAUGGGUAAAUCCAAUACAUUGCGAGUCAAUCUUGAAUAGGGCUCCAAAUCUCAGAAAGCUGGGAAUUCAGGGAAAAAUAGUAUUUGGAAAUUUACUCGUGUUUCCUCGGUUAACCUUUCUACAGCACCUCCAGAAGCUCAAGUUGUUCAAUACUUCAAAAGUUGGUACGUCAGUAUAUCUCAGAAGUUACAACUUCCCCAGAAACAUUAAAAAGCUAAGUUUGCAUGGAACUAAUCUGGGUUGGGACGAAAUAUCAAAGUUUGGCAUGUUACUACCCAACCUUGAGGUUCUCAAAUUGUUAGCUGGUGCCUGUAGUGGAUCGCUUUGGGUGACAGGUGAAGUAGAGUUCCCUAAACUCAAGUUCUUGAAAUUUGAAAAUCUUGACAUCGAGAGCUGGGAUGGCUGUAGUAAUCACUUUCCCCGACUUCAGCGGGUAGCGUUGGUUCGAUGUGCAUUCCUCAAGCAGAUCCCAUCUGAAAUAGGGUACAUACCGACACUGCUGAUGAUUGAGAUACGCCAUUGCAACCGUAAUGUUGCCAAUUCUGCCAGGAAAAUUAAGCAAGAGCAAGAAAAUAUGGGAAACCAUUCCCUGCAGAUUACAGUGGAACCCCAAUUUUCAAGGUUCUCUGUGGAUGAUGAGCUGUGCUAAACUUCAACAGAGUACCCAAACUCUUUUGUAAGCUUCCCAAAAUCUAGAGGUAAACUUUGGAUCCCUUAACUCUUAAUUGUAUUAACUUGUACUUGCCUUUUCCAAAUAGAUGUUUUCUUUACAGGGAAGUGGCAGAGUGACAUAAUCAUUUCUUUUUUGAUUGCUCAUAUUCUCAUCAAGUGUUAUCCUAUUUUCGCCGUUCUAAGAAAUUUGGAUGACCUUGGUGUAGAUGGGAGUUAGGUGUUUUAUGGGCGGCGACAGGGUGAAAUGGCAAAGGUCCUUAGCAGGCUGCUAACUAUCUUGUUUUGCAGGCUAUGGUGUAUUUUAUUUGGAGUGAGCAUUAAAUUGCUACUUUCGGGAGUAAGAGCGUUAUGUGUCCCAGUUAGUACAUCUUAUUUAGUGUGUUGUUUGGACACGGUUGUCCACUAUUUCAUUUCCUUAGAAUUUGCGGAGCAGGGCAUUGUGACAGUUUUGGUGAUUUUCAAACUGCUAAAUUUAUUUUUACUUCUCUAUUUUGAACUAUUUAGUAAUUGGGAAUUAGUAUCACAUAAAAUAGUGGUUUAACUCAUGAGUAUGUUCUAUGUACUCUAAGUUAUUAUUUGGGGAGUAGUUGUGUGUCUACAUCACAAAUGUUGACACUCCCACC